This is a messenger RNA of Centrocercus urophasianus (Greater sage-grouse), 378 nucleotides long. RefSeq names its product transmembrane protein 167B (gene TMEM167B). The coding region runs from base 17 to 292 and encodes 91 amino acids. NCBI's taxonomy places the organism in Eukaryota, Metazoa, Chordata, Aves, Galliformes, Phasianidae. The transcript is spliced from 3 exons. The record is from RefSeq and is a predicted model, not a curated record.
GGAAGUGCCCGUGCGCAUGCGCAGUGUGCGCGGGGCCGGGGCCGCGCUGAGUGCCCCCGGUGCCGCCAUGCCCAACGUGUAUUCGCUGGACGGGCUGCUGGUGUUCGGGCUUCUGUUGGUGUGCACCUGCGCCUACCUGAGGAAGGUGCCGCGCCUGAGGGCCUGGCUGCUGUCUGAGAAGCGCGGCCUGUGGGGCGUCGGCUACAAAGCUGCCGUCAUUGGCACACGGCUGCAUGUUCCUGUGGCCAUCUCCUGUGUGCUGAUGGCCUUCUACGUCCUCGUGGUGAAGUGACCCCGCCAGGACCCCGUGGCAGCCACUCUGAGUCCGCCUCGUCCCAGUGCCCGCUGUGGGGCAGCACCAGGUGUCACCAUACACCG